This is a messenger RNA of Notothenia coriiceps (black rockcod), 768 nucleotides long. Its product is annotated as splicing factor 3B subunit 2-like. The transcript is spliced from 7 exons. The record is from RefSeq and is a predicted model, not a curated record. The coding region runs from base 43 to 768 and encodes 241 amino acids. NCBI's taxonomy places the organism in Eukaryota, Metazoa, Chordata, Actinopteri, Perciformes, Nototheniidae.
CUCGCGUGUUUUCCGCCGUUGUUUCAUUGAGAGAACCUGAACAUGGCAUCCGACGGACCACCGGGUACCGACCAAGCCCCGUCCGAUUUGGGCACUGCUAUUGCAGCUUUGAACUCAUGGACCCACCGGGAGCUUCAGACCAAGCUGGCGGAGAUUGGAGCGCCUACGAUGGGUCUCAGAGAGGAGUUGACUGACAGACUGAAGGGCUACAUGAUUCAGACUGGGAUCCUCGUCAGCAAACAUAAGGAUGAGAAGUCAAUGGGCUCCCAGAUGCACGGUAUCCCUCCCUUGCCCCCGAUGCCCAUGCCGCCCAUGCCUCCUGGUAUGGGCAUGCUCCAGGCUAUGAGCAUGAUGCCCGGGGGUCCCCCUCCACCUGGCAUCCACAUGGGCAUGGAGCCCCCGGGUAUGUGCCCUCCUGGCAUGUCUCAGGACGAUCAGCUGAAGAUGGCCCAGCACCGAGCGGCCAUGGUGCUGCAGCAGGAGGAGAGAGCCAAGCAGCAGGCAGCGAUGAUGGAACACGAGCGUCAUCAGCCUGGCGGCCAAAUGAGAGGUAUGGAUCCUCGUGGGCCGCUGCCUCCUGGUGUCAGUAUGAUGCCGACCCAGAAACAGAGAGUGCCCCCCCCUCCAGGAGAAGAUAACAGAGAGGCCUGGCAGAAUGAGGAGGUCAGCAUCAGCGGACCAAAGAUCCCUCAGGCUCUGGAGAAGAUCCUCCAGCUGAAGGAGAUCAGACAGGAGCAGCUCACCGACCCCGCAGGUCAGAACAGCUGA